AUGGCGCACCACACGAUAGAUAUCGCGCUCCGACCGCCGCUGUUGAGCGCGCGCGAGGCGAACCUGUGGGUCGAGGACGACGGCGACGCGUCCCCGGACGCGCCCAGCCUGCGCGAAGGGUUAUCUUCGUCGCCCGCGUCGUCGAGCUCGCCGCAAGGGAAGCCGACGCUCGUGCUGAGCCGCGUCGACGGCUGCGGCGAAGAGAUGCGGUUCGAGCUGCCUCAGGGCGCGGCGAGCGACGGCAUCCGAGCGAAGCUCCGCAAAGGCGGCGCGCAGCUGCGCGUGAGCGUCCCCCUGCGCGCGCUCGUCGUCCCCAGCGAGCGCUCGACUGGCGCGGGAGGAGGCGCGCGCCUCGAUCCGUCAAAUCCGUCCGAUCAGCCCCCCGCGACGAUGACGACGACGACGACGACGGCGCGCCCCGGACACCCGGGGGGCGGGCGCACGCCCGGCUGCGAGACGCGCUCGAACGAAACCCCGCGCGAGCGCACGCAGCGGUACGCCUCCUCGAGCGGCUCGGAAGACACCGACCGCGCGGACGGCGGCGACGCGAGCGCGUCCUCGCACCUCGCGUCGCUGGAUUUCGGCCCGGGGUGCGACGCGUGCGCGGUGAGAGGCCGCGCGGGCGAUCGAAGCGUCGUCGCGACGCGACGAAUCAAGCGCGGGGACAUCGUCGUCUUCGAAGCCCCCGCGGCGUCGGUCAAAGCCGGCGAGGCGAACCCCUCGGGCGCGCUGAAGCGCGCGUUCAAGCCCCGGAACGCCGACGGCUCGAGGCGCGCCGCCGCCGUCUCUUCCGACGGCGUCUCGAACCCCGCGAUCGACGUCUCGUCGUUGAUCCCGCACGAGUGGACGCUCACGCGCGCGCUGCUCGUGGACCCGGCCGCGCGCGGCGCGCACUACGCCGAUCGCGCGCCGAGGGAGUGGGCGGCGGAGUACGGGAGGAUACGCCCCGGGAGGAGAGACGCCGACGCCAACCCGGAGCGCGAGAGGCACGAGUUGCACGUCGCCAGCGAGCUCGCGGAGGAGAUCGGCGGAGACGUCACCGUGGACGACGUCGUCGCCGUGCACGCCGUCGUGUGCGCGAACGCGUUCGCGCUGGAGGCGAUGUGCACGCGCUUGAACUACGGCGCCGGGUUCUUCGCGGCGGCGGCGUACAUGAACCACAGCUGCGAUCCGAACUGUCUGUCGCUGCGGUUGGGCGGGAACAUGGCGGUGUUCGCCGCGAGGGACGUUCACCCCGGGGAGGAGCUCACGCACUCGUACCUCCCGUCGCAUCAGCUGCUGCUUCCGCGACGCGCGCGGCGGUCGCAUCUAUUCUUCGACUGCCGGUGCGUGCGCUGUCUGAAGCGCGCGCAGGUUUCGAGGAGGAAGAACGACCCGAUCGGGUGGAUCCCGGAGUGCGCCGGGACGAAAGAGCGGCCCGGGUUGGAGCUCGGCGGGGAGUCCCCGGUGAGCCGAACCGCGCUCGCGAACGCGGCGUUCGACCUGAAAACCGCCGCCGUCGGAGGGACGCCGUGGGACGUUCUGCAGGUGUUCAAGGAGGACAUCUUAGACGCCGCGCCGAGGGACGGCGGCGGGUGGUACGUCAACGUCGAGACACUGCAGGACCUCUCCCCGCAGGCGUCGCUCGAGCUGUUGGAGCCCGUGAUCGACGCGCACUGGCGCGCGGCGCUCGACUGCGGGAACGUCUUGGAGAAGCGGCAGCGGAUACCGCUCCCGUGCGACGUCGGUCGAAGGACGCGGUGCAGGCCGCCGUCCUCGGACGAGCUUCCCCCCGACGCGCAGCCGCCGGACGCGCAGCUCGCGGCGAGCGCGGCGAGAGUGUGGAGAGAUUCCAUCGCGGCGCUGCGCGCGCGAGCCGAGGUGGAGGGCGGCGGCGUCCUCGCGGCGUUGGAGCAAGCGCUCGCCGCCGCGGAGGUUUCCUUGUAUGCCAUGGAGGCUGCGGAGGGGGGCAGUGGCGGGAACGAAACCGCCGCGCGCAAGGCGUUACAGUACCUUGUCGCCGCGCACGGGGACUCGCUCGCGUGCGCGCAGGAGGACACGCUGUGCCUUCGCGCGAUGCCGGCGCAGUCCGCGGCGGCGGCGGCGUUCGAGCGCAUCUUAGCAAGCGUCGCGCAGAGCCAGGGCGGCGAGCGCGGCUUGACCGCGCCGUCUCCGCACCCCGCGCCGCUCUCCGCGCUCACGGCGUCGCCUGUGGUCGUCGUCCCGGAACCGCGCGCGCUCGGGCACCUCUCGACGUCCGAGAGCGAGGACGACGGCGGCGAGAACAGGAUGGAGCUCGACCCGAGGACGCUGCGGACGAUGGCGAACACGUUUUGCGAAGCCGGGAUCGCGCCGACGCCGCCGCCGUUCGGCGUGCGCGCGGACGAGGACGACGAGUGCGCGGGAUUGGGAGAGAUAGACGGGGGGAUGGAAGAGAUAGACGAAGACGACGACGACGCGGCGCCGCCGGAGACGGAGAACGACGAGCCGCAGUGGCCCGGGAAAGUAUUAGAAGGCGUCGGCGCGGGCUGGGAGAAGCCGCCGCCGGGCACGCCGCUUAGGGCGAAGCAACCGACGAGACCGCCGCCGCGACGGUCGCCUCGAAACCAGAAGCCGAUCAGCAGCGGCGACACGCACGCGAGCGAGUCCACGCGCGUGCAGCAGGUUGAGCCGAGCGCGUCGAACGGAUCGAACGGCGCGGUGAUGGAAAGCGAAGACGCCGUCGCGGCGUGGAACCUCGUCGCGAAGAACGCGAACACGCCGCCGAAGAAAGUCGGCGGCGGCGGUGGCGCGUUGCUCGCGCUGUUAGGUUCGCCCGAGAGCGACCCGAGGAUACGCGCGUUCGUGACGUCGCUGUUGGAGCCGUCGUCGCCGUCGUCCUCGCCGGAGAGCUCCGCUGUAGGGACGCGCAAGGCGAAGAAAGCUGCGAGAAUCGCACGCGCGCUUCCCGCGCCCGAAGUGAAGGCGUUCCCUCCGUCGUCCAAGUACGUCAGCUACAAGCCCCUCGGAAUUUCGCUGUGCUUCGAGAAGGGCAUCUUAGACUGCGUGCACGCGUACGCGGAAGGCGUGGACGGUUUCAACGCGUUCGUCGGAGAGCUGCCGCACGAGCUCAAGCUCGGCGCGCCGCCCGGGUCGACGACGACGCCCGGACCGGACCGCGCGCGGAGCGUCGUCUCGCGCCUCGGCGAGCCGUCGCAGAAGGGCGGGCAGGGAAGGCAGGUGUGGAUGACGUACGCGGACCUCGGCGUGAAGGUGGACGUGGCGGCGGUGGAUUGGGAGGACAGCGACGCGCCGAUUAAGGGGGUGUCGAUCUGGAAGCCGUGAUCGACGAGGUGUACAGUAUAGGAUUGAACUACGACGUUUGACGAUAAGCG
This is a messenger RNA of Micromonas pusilla CCMP1545, 3353 nucleotides long. RefSeq lists its product as uncharacterized. The transcript is spliced from 2 exons. NCBI's taxonomy places the organism in Eukaryota, Viridiplantae, Chlorophyta, Mamiellophyceae, Mamiellales, Mamiellaceae. The coding region runs from base 1 to 3303 and encodes 1100 amino acids. Gene Ontology annotation, cellular component: nucleus. The record is from RefSeq and is a predicted model, not a curated record. Gene Ontology annotation, molecular function: protein binding.